AAGCCAAACACCCCCAACAGCUCCAAAAAAACACAAACCAACUUGUUUCCAAAGACUGGUUUUUUGGGGGUUACUCAACCGGCCUAGCUCACAGACAAAUCCCUCGAUAUGAUUAUGGGUACUAAAUCCCUCACUACCCUUUUCAUUUCCUCUCUCAUCCUCUCUCUCUCCUCCGCCCAAACAUGCAACGACUACACCUUCACAAGCAACAAGGUCUUCACCACCUGCACCUCCCUCCCCUACCUCUCCUCCUUCCUCCACUGGACCUACCACUCCAAUUCUACCGUCGACAUCGCCUACCGCCACACCGGUGUUGACACCUCCACCUGGGUCGUCUGGGCCCUCAACCUCGAAAGUGACAAGAUGGUCGGCGCCCAGUCCCUCGUCGCCUACCACAACUCCUCCGGCAGUGUCAUCGCGCACACCUCGGCCGUCACCAGUUACCGCACCGACUUGUCGGCGAGCAGCCUGAGCUUCGACGUGCCGAGCAUCUCGGCCGAGUACGUUGAGAAUGUCAUGGUGAUUUACGCGACGCUGGUGUUGCCGAGCGGGCAGACCGAGUUUAACCAGGUGUGGCAGAGUGGGCCGGUGAGCGGCGGGAAUCCCGCUGAGCAUCCGACUACCGGGGAUAAUAUGGCGUCGUACGGGACGGUGAAUUUCGUGAACGGACAGAGCACCGGGAGUAGCGGAGGAGGGGCGUUGCAGCGGAGAAAAAACGUUCAUGGAAUUUUGAAUGCAGUGAGUUGGGGAACUUUGAUGCCUCUAGGGGCUAUGAUUGCAAGGUACUUGAAGGUGUUCAAGUCAGCCGACCCUGCCUGGUUUUACCUCCACGUAGCCUGCCAAUCCUCUGCCUACAUCGUCGGUGUCGCGGGAUGGGCCACCGGUCUUAAACUCGGCAGCGAUUCUGCCGGCGUUACCCAUUCCACCCACAGGAACAUCGGCAUCACCCUCUUCGCCCUCGGAACUCUUCAGGUGUUUGCCCUGCUUCUGAGGCCAAAGAAGGAUCACAAAAUCAGAAUAUACUGGAACGUCUACCACUGGACUGUCGGCUACCUUACGAUUAUUCUGAGCAUCGUCAACAUUUUCGAGGGAAUCGACAUCUUGAACCCUGGCAAAAACUGGAAGAGAGCUUACAUUAGCAUCAUCAUAUUUUUGGGCUUCAAUGCUGCUAUGUUGGAAGCCUACACAUGGUACCUUGUCAUAAAGAGGAAGAAAACUGGCUCAGAUAAAUACCCGAACGGAGCAAACGGUGUUACUGGCUAUGGUAAUGGUACCAGAUCACAGCAGGCAGUAUAGGGUGGGUUAUAGAUUUUGACGGGCUCUGUGUUUUUGUUGGUUUUAUUGCCUAUUUCCAGAUUUGGCCUUUUAGACGAUUGAGUUAGGGUUUCUUUGGAGCCCCCCAUGUGAUGAGGGAGACUCGUGUAUGAUGAUAGAGUUUCAUUCUUUUCUCCUUCUGAUGUGUGUAGUUUUUUCUGUGUUUUUACAUGAAUAGAUACACUCUUAUUUUGGUUCU
Messenger RNA from Rhododendron vialii, 1513 nucleotides. RefSeq names its product cytochrome b561 and DOMON domain-containing protein At4g17280-like. NCBI's taxonomy places the organism in Eukaryota, Viridiplantae, Streptophyta, Magnoliopsida, Ericales, Ericaceae. The coding region runs from base 109 to 1296 and encodes 395 amino acids. The record is from RefSeq and is a predicted model, not a curated record. The transcript is spliced from 3 exons.